GCUAGAGAAUUCUGGGAACUCGAGUUCUGGCGUCUGCAGCAAAAGGUUUAGUUUGGCGGGCGGACGUGCUCUCCUCUCGUUUCAAGGAGUUUGACAUCCAGAAACUCUCGGUGCAGUUUGAUAGAAGCUACUGAUGGCGGAUCGAGUGCUUGUGAUUGGCGGUGGAGGCAGAGAGCAUGCCCUGGCUUGGAAGUUAGCACAGUCUCCACAUGUAAAACAAGUGCUAGUCGCUCCAGGAAAUGCAGGAACAGCCAAUAAUGGGAAAAUUUCAAAUUCAGACAUCUCAAUCAGUAAUCAUGCUGCUCUUGUCCAGUUCUGCCAAGACAAUGAAAUUAAACUUGUGGUGGUUGGCCCAGAAGUUCCUCUUGCUGCUGGCAUUGUUGAUGACUUGACAGGAGCUGGGGUGAGAUGUUUUGGUCCUACAGCAAAGGCAGCUCAGCUAGAGUCCAGUAAGAGUUUUUCAAAAGCUUUUCUGGACCGACAUGGUAUCCCAACUGCAAGAUGGAAAGCAUUCACCAAUCCUAAAGAAGCUUGUAAUUUCAUUACCAGUGCGGCCUUCCCUGCCCUGGUUGUAAAAGCUAGUGGUCUGGCUGCUGGGAAAGGAGUAAUUGUAGCUACUAACAAAGAGGGAGCCUGCAAAGCUGUGCAUGAAAUCAUGCAGGAUAAGACUUUUGGAGCAGCUGGAGAAACUGUUGUUGUUGAAGAACUUCUUGUAGGAGAAGAGGUUUCUUGCCUGUGCUUCACUGAUGGCCUCACUGUUGCCCCCAUGCCACCAGCCCAGGAUCACAAACGGUUAAUGGAUGGAGACCAAGGCCCAAACACUGGAGGAAUGGGAGCUUAUUGCCCAGCACCACAGAUUUCCAAAGAUUUGUUCCAAAAAAUCAAAGAGACUAUUCUUCAGAAAACGGUUGAUGGGAUGAAAGAAGAGGGCGUCCCUUAUAUCGGUGUGCUGUAUGCUGGAUUAAUGCUUACCAGUGAUGGGCCUAAGGUUCUAGAGUUUAACUGUAGGUUUGGUGAUCCCGAAUGUCAGGUAAUUCUUCCACUACUGAAGAGUGAUUUGUAUGAAGUUAUACAAGCAACCAUCAAUAGAAAGCUGUCUAGCUCCAUGCCUGUCUGGUCUGAAGACAGUGCAGCUGUGACUGUGGUUAUGGCCAGUGAAGGUUAUCCAGGAAACUAUGCCAAGGGCUUGGAAAUAACAGGAUUUUCUAAGGCUAAAGAACUAGGGUUGGAGGUGUUCCAUGCAGGCACAGCAGUAAAGGAUGGCAAAAUAGUGACUAAUGGUGGAAGAGUCCUUACGGUAACAGCGAUCAAGAAAGAUCUGAUGUCAGCACUGGAAGAAGCCAACAAAGGAGUAGCAGCCAUACAGUUCAAGGGUGCCAUUUACAGAAAGGACAUUGGUUAUCGGGCUAUAGCUUUCCUCAGACAUUCCAGAGGCCUGACUUACAAAAACAGUGGGGUAGACAUCGCAGCUGGCAAUACCUUGGUUCAGAAAAUUAAACCCUUAGCGGCAGCCACCUCAAGACCAGGCUGCAAUGCAGAGCUUGGAGGAUUUGCUGGUCUCUUUCACUUGAAAGCAGCUGGUUACAAAGAUCCUAUUUUGGUGUCUGGAACUGAUGGUGUUGGAACAAAACUCAAGAUUGCACAGAUGUGUAAGAAACAUGACACCAUUGGCCAGGACUUGGUUGCCAUGUGUGUCAAUGACAUCCUGGCUCAAGGAGCAGAGCCCCUUUUCUUCCUCGAUUAUUUUGCCUGUGGGAAACUUGAUGUUGGAGUGGCUCAAGCAGUCAUUGCAGGAAUAACUGAAGCGUGUAAAAAGGCAGGAUGCGCUCUCUUGGGAGGAGAGACUGCUGAAAUGCCUGGCAUGUAUCUGCCUGGGGAGUACGACCUCGCUGGAUUUGCAGUUGGUGCCGUGGAACGAGAACAGAUGCUCCCCCAACUGGAGAGAGUUGCUGAUGGGGAUGUUGUCAUUGGAAUAGCUUCCUCUGGAGUUCACAGCAAUGGCUUUAGCCUUGUAAGGAAGAUUGUAAAAAACUCAACUUUAGAUUUCACUUCUCCUUCAGUUGGUGGCUGUGGUGACCAGACAUUAGGAGAACUACUGUUAACCCCAACUAAAAUCUACAGUAAAACUUUGUUGCCUGUCCUUCGUUCAGGGCAUGUUAAGGCUUAUGCCCACAUCACUGGAGGGGGUCUGUUGGAAAAUAUCCCCAGAGUUCUGCCAGAAUCAUUUGGCGUGGUUUUAGAUGCUCACAGUUGGCGGAUACCUGAGAUUUUCUCCUGGCUCCAAAAAGAGGGGAACCUCUCGGAAGAGGAGAUGGCCCGUACAUUUAAUUGUGGGAUCGGCGCGGUCUUGGUGGUGGAGAAGCAGCUGGCUCAGCAGGUUCUGAAGGAUGUACAGAGGCAUGAGGAAGCUUGGCGGAUAGGGAAAGUCAUCUCCCAACACAGAGAAUCUGCCCGUGUUGAAGUCAAUAAUCUGCUUCAAGCCUUGCAAGCAAACAGUUUACAGUUUUUCCACAACUGUAUCCAAGACAAAACUCAGACAAGCAAAGUGAAGGUGGCUGUUCUCAUCUCUGGAACAGGCACAAACCUUGAAGCCCUAAUAACUAGCACAAAAAAGCCAACUAGCUAUGCACAGAUAGUUCUUGUCAUUUCUAACAAGUCCGGUGUGGAAGGGUUAAGAAGAGCGGAAAGAGCUGGCAUUCCUACAAAAGUAAUUGACCAUAAACUGUAUGGAAGUCGCAUAGAAUUUGAUAAUGCAGUUGAUAAAGUCCUUGAAGAAUUCUCAGUUGAACUUAUCUGUCUUGCAGGAUUUAUGAGGAUUUUGUCUGGUCCCUUUGUCAAAAAGUGGGAUGGAAAAAUUCUGAAUAUACAUCCAUCUUUACUACCUUCUUUUAAGGGAGCAAAUGCCCAUAAAUUGGUGUUAGAAGCUGGAGUCCGAGUCACUGGCUGUACUGUGCACUUUGUAGCUGAGGAAGUUGAUGCGGGAGCUAUAGUUUUUCAAGAGGCAGUUCCUGUAAAGAUUGGAGACACAGAGGAGACCUUGUCAGAAAGAGUAAAAGAAGCGGAGCACAGAGCCUUCCCUGCUGCUUUGCAACUGGUAGCCAGUAAAGCAGUGUGCCUAGGAGAAAAUGGCAAGAUCUGCUGGAAUUUAGAACAGCAGAAUUGAGAAGGCUCCUGGACAUAGUAGUGGAACCACCGUAUUCAGAGGACAGAACAUAGCAACUGCACAGUUACUUUUAUGCUGCUUUUAUAAAGUGCAUUUUAGUGUAACAUUUCCCAUGGCAUUCCAGCAGGAUCUGCAAAUUCUCUCAAGUGCUACUGCUCCAAACAAGAGACAAGAAACCCAAAAAUGGGAAGGGAGGGGACUUAAUUUUUUAAAAAUGCUGUGAUGCUAUAGAUCUCACUAUCAGCUACCAUCACUAAUUAUGAUCGCUUUUUCCACUGGCCUCUCAGUUCACCUUUUAACAGUACUUUGACUCUGCAUUUGGCAGUCUAGACUAGCAUAGCCAAAGAAUCAAAGAUUUAAGCAUCUCUGGGUUUCCU
Molecule: messenger RNA, 3540 nt
Organism: Pelodiscus sinensis (Chinese soft-shelled turtle)
Lineage: Eukaryota; Metazoa; Chordata; Testudines; Trionychidae
Product: trifunctional purine biosynthetic protein adenosine-3
Biological process (GO): adenine biosynthetic process; 'de novo' IMP biosynthetic process
Cellular component (GO): cytosol
Molecular function (GO): ATP binding; phosphoribosylformylglycinamidine cyclo-ligase activity; phosphoribosylamine-glycine ligase activity
Source: RefSeq, a predicted model, not a curated record